Messenger RNA from Xyrauchen texanus (razorback sucker), 2175 nucleotides. Its product is annotated as ladinin-1-like. Lineage: Eukaryota; Metazoa; Chordata; Actinopteri; Cypriniformes; Catostomidae. The record is from RefSeq and is a predicted model, not a curated record. The transcript is spliced from 14 exons. Gene Ontology annotation, molecular function: structural molecule activity. The coding region runs from base 85 to 1365 and encodes 426 amino acids.
UACACUCGGAGACAGGGAAGAGUGCGGGACCAAAUACACUUGUACAGCCUUUUCACCGGGCGUCAAAUAAGAGAAACAGGGAUAAUGUCCAUCAGCCGGAAAAACUGGUCUGCUUUGUCAUCGCUGACUCGACAAUGGACUGUGGAGGAUGAUGAAGAGUUGGAGAGAGAGAAGAGGAGGAAGACAAGGGGCUCUAGCACUGGCGCGGACCCGGAUGAAAGUCCCACUGAAGAGACUAAACCAAAGACCAGUAGCGGGCCUGCUGAGACUGGUGAAUCUAGUGGCGACACCGGUGGCGGUCUGGGCCAGCUACAGUUUGACUUUGUGGAGAUGCUACGAGUCCGUGAUGAGCGAAGGAGGAUGAGGCACGUGGAGUCUCUGAGGAAGCACAAUGAGGAAGAGGAGGGGGUCAGAGACGACAGCUUAGAUGGGGAGCCUCAUGUGGAGUUGCUUGGAGAGAAGCAGGACGAGGAGCUCAGGGAUAAUAUUCAGUGUUGUGUGGAGGCCCUCAUGUCACCAGAGCCCUCAGAGACUCAUGAGAAGCAAAAUGGAAGCACAAACCAAGAUCUGACAUCACCAACUCCCACAAAAUCCUCUCGAAAAUUUGUGAGCUCUCUCUCCAUCUCCUUCGAUAAGAGUCCCUCAUCAUCUCUGGCAACCAGCAGAGCGUUUUCUCCUCUGAGCCCCAGGUCUCUAACCUCUCCCGAUCCAGGGGUGGAGCCACCGUACAGCCCCUCCAACUCAGGCUCUAUGAGCCCCACACCAAAUGAAGAUACGCUGACACGUGAGAAUGGGUCACCAAGCAAUUUCGAGCCAGCCCCAAAACCUGCUUUCACACGGCAGAGCUCCAGAACGGUGUCUUUUAGGAUGAUGAGGAAUAAGGAGGAAGACAGGAUGCCGAUGCCGUUGCAGAGAAGUGCAAGUGUGCGGACUGCAGCGAAGACCUUUGAAUCCAAUAAGAACCCCGACCAAGAGGAUGAGCAGCAGUCCCCAUUUCAGAGAAACUCCCGGCAAAGAAUAUCAUCUAGAUCCAUUCAGGAGAAAAUGGAAAGACUGGCUCAAGCUUCACAGAAAUGGGAGAUAGUCAAAUCGCCAACAGUUCAUAAGACUGUUUGUUUAGCGGACGAAGUGUCCCGGAAGAGGGAGCUGUUUGAGAAGGAGCAGGAGGGAUCGGAGAAAAUCCAAAUGUUCUCCAAACAGGACUUUUGCAGUUUUUCUUCUGGAAUUCCUGAUCGAAUCAGUCGUUGGGUUCAGAAGCAAACAUUUACCGUGUCGCCAUCUCAUAAUCCUUCGGAUCUCAGACACGUGAACAUCUCCGGUAAGAAAAGUUUGUUUGAAAGAGGACAAGAACAGGACCAUAAGUGACAUUCUCAUUGCUAAAGAUUCUGAAGAUUUUGAAGGAAGCAUGUUUGCAGUCAGUGCCAAUGAUUGUCUCUAAACUCCUUACUUUUGCUUAUUUACAUUGGCUAGUAAUUCAUCUGCACUUUUUAUAACAUUGUACUGAUUUGUGUUCUAAAUUAAAGGCUUGUGUUAUUGUUUGUAUCAUUUAGAUUUUUAUAAAGUACUGAUUGACUUCAAGAUACAACAGCAACUUAAUUACAAUAUCUUUGUAAAUAAAAUAAGAGCUGAGUUUUUCCAAAUGCACCUCUACUCAGAAAAUUAAUAUCACAGGGAUAGUUUUACCUAAUUUCUCAGGAUUACACCCAUACUACCAUUUUGUGUUGUUGCCAGACAAACUGCACCAUUGUAACACGAUAUACGCUGUCAGUGUAAGUUAUUAGAGGAAGUGUUUUUUAGUCUGGACAUAACUCAUAAUAUGUCAAAGCACAGUCAACUGUAAUAUGCUGAAUACUGUAGUUUAACCUACUCAAAGUAAGUUUUGAUGAAUUCUGGAAAUCAUAUACUGAAGCUGACCAUUGCAAUAUGUUUGCUGUUUUUUAUUUUUUUUUUCAACUUGCCAGAAACUCAAGUCACAAUAUAAAAAUGCAAUUAUAUGCCAAAAUGGACAUGCCCUAUCAAGCCCUUUGCUUUCUAACUCAGGAAAAGUUUGAUCCAUUCCAAUUCAACAAAAGCCUGUGUUUUUUCCUUUUUUUUUUUUUUAAACCUAAAUGACUUGUUAUUUAAUUGUGGCUUCUGCCCAGAAGGGUUAUCGUUAGAUGAAUAAAGGUGUUAUAC